AUGGAUGUUUUAAUUAAAUGGGAAGAUGGAACAGAAAAUGUUGUUGCAAUUAAAGAAUUGUCUCUUAUUGAUGGAUCAAACCGUUUCGAAAAAUAUAAAAAACUGAAAAUGGACUAUGGUGGAAAAUUAUACUAUGGAAUAAUAGUUGCUACAGAAAAUGAUGAUGAUAGUGAUGCACAGUACAACAACUCUGAUGAUAAUAGCCAGGAAGAAGUUGGCUUAUCAAAAUCUCCUCUAAGCGAAUGUGGCUCUGAUAAUACAAAUAAAGAAUUAGAGACAAACUUUAGAAAGAUAAAUAAAAGAAGCCCGAAGGCAAAUGAAGCAGCUAACUUAGGUAAAGAAGACAGCAAAGAAAAGCUCUGUGAACACCCAAAUUGUUCAUUUGAAAUAUAUAGUGCUUGUAUCUGCUUAAAAGUCUUACUCUGUUUUGAACACUUUGAAGCAAAUAAUAACUGCCGCUCACACCAAGAUUACAAUCCGGAGAGCUUGUUUCGAGUCGAGGGAUCUCCAAGAGAAGUUUCAUUUAAAAAAGUCAGGAAAAUAAAUUCAUAUAAAUUAGCCAAAGAAGUAAAGAACAAGGGACAGCGUUAUGUAAGACCGAAAACAAUGAACCUCAUGCCACCAAAACAAUUGGGACUUCGACGCAAUGGGGAAUCAUGUUCAAAACGUAAUAAGAAAUGUAGUCUCUUCAGUGAUGGUAAAAGACAAGAGAUUAUGCAAGAUUUUUAUUCAAUGGGAUCCUUGCAGUUACAAAGAGAGUACAUUGAAAGGUACAUCAAAAUGGAAGAAAUCAAACAAAAAACUACACAAAAAGGGGUAUCUCGAAAAAAUAAAAGCAAUUAUUACUUUCUUCUGUUAGACGACGACGAACUACCAGUUUAUAUUCGGGAGCGGGAUACUAAAGCUACUCAAGAGCAUUGGGCUAUAGUAGUGAAUUUUUUUGAAACCUACCCUCAAUUGCUAAAACGAACAUUUGCAAACCAAGCCGAGGAUAAUGCGGAAUUGAGAGGUUUGUGGGAAACAUUAACUUCCCAACUGAACAGCACUGGCCAUGGCAUGAAGUCAGUAGCCAAAUGGCAACAGAAAACGGGAAAAGCAAAUAGGAAAAUGGAUAAAGCUAUGGAAGUGCCACCAUCACCACCACCUCUGGCACAAAUUGCAUCAACAUCAUCCUCCUCUACCGCAACAAAAAGAAAAACGGGUGUAGAGGAGAUGAUUCACCGGAAAAAACUUAAAUGUACCCAAACAGAAAAAACAAAAAGAUUUGUUUCGAUAAAUAGGAUGCAUGCGGAACAAUUAGAAAUUAUAAAACAAAUUGACAAUAAAGUAGGGGUGAUGUCCUCUGCGAUUGUUGAAAUUAAAGAUGAUUUUAAGCGAUUUGUUAAUCACAUGAUUGAAAAGAAUCUGUGA
Messenger RNA from Psylliodes chrysocephalus, 1410 nucleotides. The record is from the annotation of a GenBank genome assembly. Lineage: Eukaryota; Metazoa; Arthropoda; Insecta; Coleoptera; Chrysomelidae.